Molecule: messenger RNA, 3669 nt
Organism: Pangasianodon hypophthalmus (striped catfish)
Lineage: Eukaryota; Metazoa; Chordata; Actinopteri; Siluriformes; Pangasiidae
Gene: htr5aa
Product: 5-hydroxytryptamine (serotonin) receptor 5A, genome duplicate a
Exons: 3
Coding region: 614-1648 (344 amino acids)
Biological process (GO): adenylate cyclase-activating adrenergic receptor signaling pathway
Cellular component (GO): plasma membrane
Molecular function (GO): G protein-coupled serotonin receptor activity
Source: RefSeq, a predicted model, not a curated record
UAAACACGUGAUCAGGAAUACUGCACGUGUUUAUCCAACACCGGAGGCUGUACGGUGUUUAUUAUUGGUGUUAAGUCAACACUUUGCAUGUUUUUUGCUGUUUGUUUGUUGUUGUUGUUGUUGUUGUUGUUGUUUUCAGAACAGAGAGCGGAAGUUAAUAAACCCGUACCUGUGACUCAGUUGGUCAGGAGGCUGAAGCUGCUCGGUGAUAAUAACCGGCUGCAGCGCGCGCGUGCCGUUGAAUCGGUGAGUGCGUGCGUGCGUGUGCGCGCGCGCUCGCUCGCGCGCUCGCUCUUCGGUGGCGCGCGCUUCUCCCUCCGUCUCCCGGUUUCUCUGGUUGCAGAGAUCUGUCUGAAGAAGAAAAAAAAAAGGGGCGCAAAUAUUACAGCAGGCUUUUUCUAUUAUUUCUUUCAUCUCUCUCGAAAGGAAAAGGAGCGCCGUGUUCGCCGUUCUCACCUGAGCGCGCGUGCAGAGCGCGUGCAGAGCGCGUGAGCAGUUCCGGUCCCGUGUAAUGAACUUCACCUGUUUGCUCUCUUUCAUUAGGAGAUGAACCGAGUCUCUCUGAGUUUUGAGGAAUUCUGUCUUAAUUAAACUUCAGAAACACAUUCCGAGGAUGUCCAACUCCAGCUUCUCCAUGUCGUCCAAUCACAGCUCGAUUCGUGGAAACCUGCACAGACCCAUGACAGUGUUCAGCGUGCUGACCUUCACCUUGCUGGCCAUGCUGGUUUUGGCCACAUUCUUGUGGAACAUGCUGGUCCUCGUGACCAUCCUAAGGGUCCGCACUUUCCAUCGUGUUCCUCACAACCUGGUGGCCUCCAUGGCCAUCUCGGACGUCAUGGUGGCUGGACUGGUGAUGCCCCUGAGCCUCGUCCGUGAGCUAUACGGCCGCCGGUGGAUCCUCGGAAGAGCUCUCUGUCAAAUGUGGAUCUCCUUCGACGUGCUCUGCUGCACGGCCAGUAUCUGGAACGUUACCGCCAUCGCGCUCGAUCGCUACUGGUCCAUCACACGGCACCUCGAGUACACUCUGAAGAGACGCAAGAGGAUCUCCAAUGUGAUGAUAGGACUUACAUGGAUGCUCUCCUCUAUCAUCUCCUUCUCGCCGCAGUUUGGAUGGGGAGAGAUGUACUCGGAGGAAGCGAUGGAGUGCCAGGUGAGCCAGGAGCCGUCCUACACCGUCUUCUCCACCUUUGGCGCUUUCUAUUUGCCACUCUGCGUUGUGCUGUUUGUCUACUGGAAGAUCUAUAAAGCGGCCAAAUUUCGCAUCGGAUCCAAGAAGAACAACACCGUUACUCCAGCUCCGGAGGCUGUUGAGGCGAAAGAGGCGACUCGGCAGCGUCCUCAGACAGCGUUUACGGUCCGUCACGCCACCGUAACAUUCCAGACAGACAGCGAGACGUGGCGGGAGCAGAAGGAACGUCGUGCAGCACUGAUGGUUGGAAUCCUGAUCGGUGUUUUCGUCCUCUGCUGGAUCCCCUUCUUCCUGACCGAGCUGAUCACGCCGCUCUUCUCGUGGCACGUACCACCCGUCUGGAAGAGCGUCUUCCUCUGGCUCGGCUACUCCAACUCGUUCUUUAACCCGCUCAUCUACACGGCCUUUAACAAGAACUACAACAGCGCCUUCAGGAACCUCUUCAACAAGCAGCGCUAACUCAAAUGAUCAUGCAUACAUAAAGGAUUACUUAUAAUAGCUCAUUUACACAACGCAGAGCCACCACAUCGCCUUGAGGAACCUCUUCAGCAGCUAAUGCUAACUAGAAAUUAAAACUAGCAAGCUAGCAAACAAGAAUUAGCAUGUAGAUGAUCUGUUUUUAUGCUAACUAAAUGUUGAAUUAUCACACACUUGCCUCAAGGAGCAUUUUCUUUAUUACUGAUGAUAAAUCUAAUCUAGAUAGCAAGCUAGGCUAGUUACUUAGUCAAUACUAGCUAGACUAGUGAGGGUGUUGCUAUGGUUACAGUGUGCAUUUGUGUGUGAGCUGCUUUUCUUCUUCUUCUUCUUCAAAAAUGCUAAAGCAGCCUAAAGCGAUCUGGGAUCACAGAUUUUUAUCUUCCGAAUUCUUUGACAAUUUGUGAUUUUCGUCUGCGACAAGAUUAUUGUGAUAAAAAUCGUCUACCUUAAACUUUAUGUUUGAGAAAAAAGAAUUCCUCAGACUGCAUGGUCUUCUCUGGAGACUCUCCCACAAUGCAACAGGAUUUUUAGAAGUGUUUCAUGCUUUGUAUGAAUUGCUUGCUAAGCUUUAGAAAUGUUGCUCUGGUUGUUUAUGCCGCAUCUUUUGAAGAAUACAUUUUAACCAGACAAAAUAAUAAAGUAAUAAAUGAAAUGUGAGUAAUACAAGCUGAAAAUAUAACACUGAACAGCAUGAAUUUGAUUUAUUUUUCCCCCGGGCUUCUGAAAGAUCUUCACGGCCUUCACUGUGAAUAGUUAUUUAACACACAGAUAUAUUACGCUGUUGAAAACGCUGGUAUUAAUCUGACAAGCUGAAAGUCCAAGAGCGAAGGACAAACAGAAUGGAGUUACUUUUCCAUUUUAUGUUGUUAACAUCAUCGUGAAGUUUGGAUUUUAACAACAUUCCUGGAGAUUCAUGUGCAGAUGAUGGAUAAAUGUUCAUAUUGUAUACAAGUAUUUUUUUAUGGCAAGCUAAGUAUGUAACAGUGGUGUGAUGAAGCAGAGUUACUGUUACCAACCUGAAGUUGAUUAUUUUCCUAUAAAAGCAUAUCCUCGAGUCUUUUAUUCCUCUUUCCUGUUCCUAUUCCUAAUUCCUGUUCUCACUUAUGUUAUAUAAACUCCUCUGUCCUGAAGAUGUUGGAAAACUUAAAGUUACAGCUUCACCUCUGACUGUUACAAAGCGCUGACACUGGAGACUCCUUCCAUAAAUGUUAAAUAAAUGUAUCCUUAUAGAAAGCUUCUUCAUAGCAAUGAUUUUUUAAUAACCGUUUAUAUGUGGAGCGUCUGACAUACACAUCCCUGUGAACGAGCCGUUACUAUAGAAACGAUAACGCAUUAGGACGAGCGCAUUAAUAUAAACCUGCGCUACUGUCAGAGCUGCUGUUAUAGAAAAUUAAUCAAUGUUGUGAUAUAAGUGGUAUCUUGGUUUCUACUCUAACACUAACACUAACACUGUCUCUAAUGUGUUUCUGCAAAUCAGAUUUUAUAAAAUAAAUGUACAGGGGAAUAAGGUGAUUGUGUAGUUGCAGAUAUUUUGAUUAAGCGAGCGUGGGAUAUUUUGACUUCAGGUGUGAUCAGAUAAUGCGUACAGGACAGAGUCGCUUAACUAACAGGGAAAAAGCUUUUCAGUUUUCUUCAUUUCUCACUCAGAGCUUCUGUCAUUGUGCUUGAAGUCGUGUUACCUAACAGUCAGGUACAAUAGCGCAGACCUUGAGCUCAAAUCAAGGUUUACAUCUGAUGGCCAAACAAACUGCUGGGCUCAGUUUCCCUUAUCGUUAAAUUCAACUGAAACGAGGCGUGGCCUUUGUGACUGUCAGUCUCAGAGAAGUAGGCGUGGCCUUUAUGCCAGUUACAGUAAAGGAGGUGUGGCCUCUGUGACUGUCUCAGUGAAGGAGGCGUGGCCUCUGUGCUCUUCAAUGCAAAUGAAGGAGGUGUGCAUUUCAAUCUCAAUGGAGGAGGUGUGGCCUCUGUGCCAGUCACAUACAGUGAAGGAGGCGUGGCCUCUG